Phytomonas sp. Hart1 is the source of this 1399-nucleotide messenger RNA. NCBI's taxonomy places the organism in Eukaryota, Euglenozoa, Kinetoplastea, Trypanosomatida, Trypanosomatidae. The record is from the annotation of a GenBank genome assembly.
GCAACCUUAAAAAAUAAAAUUAGGAAAUUGAACCAUAGCCAAAGGGGGUUAGGAACCUGUAUUAUUUUAUAUCCUGAAUUUUAUGCUCAACAUCCCGCCACAGGAGGAUGGUACAUCUGGGUCCGAAAGGGAGGAUUUUAUCGACCUGGAGGAUCCUAAUUUUGUAAUUAUUGAGGAAAAUGAGGAUAUGAGUUUUGAAUAUGAUGAAGAAGCCAUCUCUUAUGGCGGAGUCGACCCCCCAAGCAAUUCUAAGGAUAGUGAUGGAGUGGGCCAUAUGGUUGGUUCGCUACCCGGGGAGGAUGUCGAAGUCGAAGACCUCAACACUGCUCCUGAUCGAACCCCGGAGCGUGAUGACGCCAUCGCCUCGUUUACGUGCACCGAGAGCAAACCUAUUCACGUUGUCUCGAUACAUCCUACAACGCCAUUCUUAUUUGCCGCGUCGGGCGAGAGUGAAGAGGUGUACAUUCUGCAACUUGAUAACGAACAAAGAGAGGUGGAGUCGCUGCAUACCCUUAAGGGUCAUUCCGAUACAGUAAGUUUGUUGUCCUUUUCUCCGAACGGAGAAUGGCUCGCAAGUGGAAGCCUCGAUUCGACGAUUCGGUUGUGGUCAACGGAAACGUGGUCGACAACUUACACGCUAAGCGACUUAUACGGUGAGAUCAUGACUUUCCUAUGGCAUCCCACAAGCUUGUUCUUCCUUGCUGGUGCUGAUGACGCUCAAGCGGCAAUGUGGAAUGUGAUGAAAGGCACGUUGUUGACGUAUUUUGUUGGACACCGUGGGCCAAUCUCCAGCAUGGUGUGGUCACCCAACACAAAAAAAGUUAUCACUGGAAGUGGGGAUGGGUCAAUCAGCGUUUUCAAUCCUCGAACGGGCGUUCAGGAGCUUUGCCUGUCAAAAGAUAUCAGCCCUGACGCUGCUGGGAUAACGAGCUUGUGCUUUGUGAAUGAUGAUCAUUGUGUAGUUGGCUGUGAAGACGGCACAUUACACGUCUUUUCCUUCCGAAGUGGGAAAAUUGUCACCCAUAUGGAAGAGUUGCAUGAUCAAGCUAUCGAAUCUGUGAGUGUCAGCACCACUCUCAACCUUUUUAUUACAUCUAGUUGCGACUGUAAAAUUAUUGUAUGGAACAUAAAUGGGUUUGUUCCGCGAAUGGUUCAUGAAAUAGAGGAAGGUAUUAUUCCUGCAUUGUGGGUCGAUCAAUUUUUACUAGCCGGAUGUAGUGAUGGAAGUAUUCGUGUUUGGGAUGGCCGAUCUGCCUCGCUUGAACCACUAUACACAUUUAAGGGUCACCGUCGUAUGGUACUGAGUAUGGCGGCAACUGAAAACAUUAUUAUAACGGGAAGCGAUGAUGGGAACGUGAAGUUUUUUCAUCUCACAAAGGAUCUUUUUGAAGAAACAUAG